UCUGGCGCGCCGAAGCCUGUGGCGUGCGUGUGUCUCUGCUUGGGUUCGUGCUUCUGGUUGUGUGGGAUGUGAUUGAUUCUCAUCCUCAUUCUUUUGAAACUCAAGUCACGUUGGCCGUUAAUCGGCGCAAUGCUGGACAUAUUUCGAGGCUUAAAAAGUUUUAUCAAAGUCAGCCACGUUCAGACGGACUCGGCUGUGUUUCGGAUCCACUACUCAGUGACAGUGCUAAUACUUACAGCGUUUUCGCUGGUGGUCACCACGAGACAGUAUGUGGGGAAUCCAAUCAACUGCAUACACUCCAAGGACAUACCAGAAGAUGUUGUGAACACAUUUUGCUGGAUUCACACAACGUACCAUGUGCCAUCUGCUCUCAAGUUGAAGAUGGCAACCAUGCCAGGAGGAGAUGGCGGCGAAGUGAUAUAUCCUGGCAUUGGAAGGCCUCAACGGCCUGGCGACAUAAGAUACAUUAAGUACUAUCAAUGGGUGUGUUUCUGCCUAUUUUUCCAAGCCAUCCUCUUCUACGUCCCGCGCUGGCUCUGGAAACACUGGGAAGGAGGCAAAAUCCAUUCACUUCUCAUGGAUAUGGACAUUGGCCUCGUCGCUGAAGUCGAGAAGAAGCAGAAGAAGAAGAUGUUGCUGGACUAUUUGCACAUGAACCUUUGCCACCAUAACUGGUGGUUCUACAAGUACUUCUUCUGCGAGCUGGUGGCGCUGGCAAAUGUCGUAGGCCAAAUCUUCCUGAUGGACCGCUUCUUUGACGGCGAGUUCAUGACGCUCGGUCUGGACGUGAUCGCCUACUCGGAGGAGGACCCGGAAGACCGCGUCGAUCCGCUGAUCAGGGUCUUCCCUCGCAUGACCAAGUGCAUUUUCCGCAAGUACGGGGCGUCCAGCAACAUCGAAGUGCUGGACGUUCUUUGCAUUUUGCCUCUGAACAUCGUCAACGAGAAGCUAUACCUCUUCUUGUGGUUCUGGUUCCUGAUCCUGGCGGGGCUGACGAUGCUGAACACCAUGAUGCGGCUGCUGCUGAUGAUCAGUCCGCGCCUGCGAGCGUUCUUCCUGCAGGUUCGGCUCCGGUUCGUCAGCAGGGACGCCAUCAGUGUCAUCAUUCGGCGCUCGCGCAUCGGCGACUGGUUCCUGCUCUACAUGCUCGGCCAGAACAUGGACCCGGUCAUAUUCAGCGAAGUCAUGUCCGACCUGGCCAGGCGGCUGGGCCACAAGGGCAAGGACUACUCGGAGGCCUGAGAGCACGACGGCCGUGGCGUCCAGGCUUGGAUUUGAGGGGCGUGCCAGGUGGCGGGCGGCCGCUCCCUGGGACUCUGGCUCACGGCCGUCCGCUCGACCGCCACGUCCUGACCCGGUACACAGCGUCGGGCCUCCCGCCGGCCCGCCUCCUGUGGACCAGACUGCCACCCGACCGUCUACCGCGUUUGAUUC
Messenger RNA from Pollicipes pollicipes, 1434 nucleotides. Its product is annotated as innexin shaking-B. Lineage: Eukaryota; Metazoa; Arthropoda; Thecostraca; Pollicipedomorpha; Pollicipedidae. Gene Ontology annotation, molecular function: gap junction channel activity. Bases 130 to 1242 code for a protein of 370 amino acids. The transcript is spliced from 4 exons. The record is from RefSeq and is a predicted model, not a curated record. Gene Ontology annotation, cellular component: plasma membrane; gap junction.